AUGCCAGGUGAGGCGGCACAGAUGGGUCCAAGUGAUGCAUUUAAUUUUGAUGCAGCCUAUGCUUACAUCAUUGCCAUCAACCAGCUUCUUCAUUUGGGAAGAGAUCCCAGUGAGAUACAAGGCCAAGUUCUUUUGGAGGAGAUGCGUCGAUUGCGUUUCACCGGCGCCUCAGGUGAGGUCAGUUUUGAUGAGAACGGCGACCGUUUUGGCACCUAUCAACUCAUUAACAUGCAGGGCGAGGGCGGCACAAGGGCGAUUGUCACAGCCUCCUACAGCUCUCUCACUGCGAAUUUCCAAUUUCUCAAUCAGUUGGUGUGGACGGAUGGUUCAGUGGGGAUGCUGCCCCCUCCAGAACUGCAUGCGUGUGACCCCGGUUUCUACCAGGAAGGGGAGUCCAGACAAUGCAAGAAAUGUCCAAGGGGCAUGUUCUGCGUCGGGGGGUCUACUCCUUUGCCUACGUCCUGUCCGAGAGGUGCGUUUGCUCCUGACAUUGGAAUGAUGAAUUGUACUCCCUGUCCUAGAGGUAGCUUUGCCCUGGACGCAGGCUCACUGGAAUGCAUUCCUUGCCCGCCUGGCACUGAGGGGCCGCAGGAAGGUAUGGAGACAUGCACCAGGUGCAGCUCAGGUUUCUACAUGCCAUCAGCUGGGAGCUCUCAAUGUUUGCCUUGUGGAAAGAUGCAGAUGACUCCACAGAUUGGUUCCACAAGCGAGACUGACUGCCGCUGUCCGGAGCAUUCCUUCAUGUGCGGGGAGCGAGGUUGCAUACCGUGUCCCAGCGGGCUGUAUUGCCCUGAAGGUUUGGGUCCUCCUGAACAGCAGGGUGGUUUCUGGGCAGACCCAAACGUUUCCCAAUGCGACUUCUCUGUCUUGCGCUGCCGAGAUCAGUUUGAGUGCCCUCCCGGAAUGUUAGGAAGAUGCUCCGUCGGGAGAGAGGGGCUAGCUUGUAACAACUGCCAGGCCAGCCACUAUCCCCAAGGCUCAGUAUGCGAGCAGUGCCGGGAGGGCGACACGCUGCCGGUCAUUUUGCUCAUCCUGUUCCUCCUUUGUGUCUUGUUCUUCAUCAGUGUUUCACGCUGGGACCCGAGCCAGGUGAGUUUGAACACGGUGACGGCGGCUUCAGUCACCGGCCAGCUCAUCAUGGCUAUGCAGGCAUUGGGUUCCAUCCGGGAACUCUCAAUCCAAUGGCAGCAACCAGUAAGGACAUUGAUCGACCUCACCAAGAUCAUGAUGUUCGACUUCCAUUUCGUCCGAACUUCUUGCUUCUUUGGAACAGACAGUCCAGUGCUGUAUUUUGUCAGUCGCCUGCUCACAUGUCCCAUUGCUUGCAUUCUUCUAGUAUGCAGUUGGGUGCUGAACAAGAUGCUCGGGCGGCGCAAACCAUUCAACACUGUCAUGAACCAGUGUGGAUUGUUGAUCUUCGCUUUCUUCCUGUCCAUCACCCGCAGCACACUGAUUCCUUUUCAGUGUGUGACCAGCCCAAAUGGAAGUAGCUCAAUGUUGCUGCACCCGGGCAUUAUUUGUUUUGAGUCGAAAGAUCAUGCACUUUUCGUGUGGCUUGCAGUUGCAGGAAUAGUGACUCAGCCUGUGGCCGUCCUUGGGUUGGCAACCUAUGUCAUUUGCAGCUAUCCAUCGCAAGUAGCCAGUGGGAAGGGGCAGCGCUUCGCAACUCGAUACCGCUUCCUGCUCCACCGAUUUAAGCCUGAUGCGUACUACUACGGCUUGGUGCUGCUCUAUCGUAAUGCUUUGGUUGCUCUGAUGCCUACUGUUCUGGUUGGUAUUCCGGAAGUUCAAGUGCCACUCAUGGGCAUGAUCUUGAUUGCCGUCCAGAAUCUUCAGAUCCACACAGCUCCAUGGCGCACAGGGUUGGCCAAUCUGGUGGAUGUUCUUUUGACCGACCUUCUUCUGGUAAUUUUACUGAGCGCUGGGCCCUUGCUACUGACAGACAAGACACAGUCCGCAACAGUGCUUGGCUGGCUUCUUUGCAUACCAGUUCUUUCCAUGUUGCUUGUGGCUUUAGUUGGAUUUGCAAAGUUGGCCCUAAAGCAUCUUCAGCGGAAUACAAAGCUUUAUGGUAUCUUCCUAUGCCAUCACAAGGCCGGUGGGGGCAGCCUGAGCCGCUUGCUGAAGAUCCUGAUUAGUCAGCACUCAUCAACUCGAGUGUUUUUGGAUAGUGAUGAGUUGGAAAACUUGGACAUGCUGUUUGACAUCGUACGAACGUCAACCAAAAACCUGGUGGUUGUGCUGACCCCAGAACUAUUGUCCAGAAGCUGGUGUGCCGGAGAAAUUGUGACUGCCUGGAAGAAUGGGAUCGCCACUCUACCGUUGGUCUGUGAUGGUUUUGAACCACUCUCCGAUGAGGCACAAAAGCUAAUCCCAACACUCUGGACCCCUCACCAGAAGGUUCAGCUGGCAAGUUAUGGGGUGGAAAUGGAUGAUGUGAAUGCGGCAUACGGAUGGUUGCAGCAUGAGCUGACUUCUCUUCAGAUGCCCCGAUUUGGUCCAGUUUCUAGCCGCGAGGAUGCAGUUGUGAAGCUGCUGAAUAUUUGCGGCGUGUCUUCCCAUGGGAGGCCUUCGAAUCUUUCACGACCUCGCAUUCUUAUCGUGAGCUCCUUGCUGGAAGCUGAGUUUCUAUCGACCUGCGAGGUCUUUCAGCACCUGCUGCAAGUUGAGCUGAAUGUUGAGUGUGCUGUUGUGCAUGGGAUGUACCAGAUGACAAGUUUCAAACGAUUCGCCUACUACCUGCUAGUUCUGUUUUUUCGGGGAAUCUUCCUGGAUCAAGACUUCAACAAGUUGCUGCUCUCCGCCUCCACAGCUUGUCCUGCUUCUCGGCGGACCUUGGAAAUGGUGCCAGUCAUUGCCGACGCCAAUUUCGAUUAUCCAGGCAUUGAUGGCUUGCUGAAGAACUGCGGCAGUCCUGGUGCUCACGAAGAGCAAGUUCUUCGAAACUUGCGCACGGUAUUGGCUUUGCCUUUUACACCGCUGGCAUCAGGAGGUUUGCAGCAGAGGCAGGUGGCGGAGAUUGCGUUGCGAUGCCACCGUUAUCAGGAUUCCAUUGCUGCGGCCUCAAGUGACGAGCGCGACGAUCAAUUGGUGGAUCCGGAUCGAGCUGACCCGGCCACAUUUGGUGCCGAAUGUGCAGAUAAAUUGGUGGAAGAACCUGAGGCGCUCGACCUUGGCCAUGUGUCUUCAGUGGCUUCUGAAGUCUCUGAAGCAAUGGCGGAAGUUGCGUUUUAGUUUCAGUUGUUAAUUCACAUUUAUAUCGGAGACGCUGAAUCGCCAGCCAUUCCGGUUUUAUAGAUGGUUUAUGAUGGUGAAACCAUUUCGUGAACCUGAUGAGACUAGUGGUGUUACAAUGUCCUGUUUCACCAGUGUCAAGAAACUUGACAAGAAAUUCCUUGUGCACCAUGGUCAUCCAUAGUGAAAACUAGGAUGAUACAAUUGUCCAAGAGAUCAACCACACUUUGUAGCCGAAAAAAAUUGAACGCCCACGCUCCUUGUCGACGUUCUUGGGUUGGGAAUUAUAUUUUGUUGGCAAAGCC
This is a messenger RNA of Cladocopium goreaui, 3539 nucleotides long. The record is from the annotation of a GenBank genome assembly. NCBI's taxonomy places the organism in Eukaryota, Dinophyceae, Suessiales, Symbiodiniaceae.